Cylicocyclus nassatus is the source of this 551-nucleotide messenger RNA. The record is from the annotation of a GenBank genome assembly. Lineage: Eukaryota; Metazoa; Nematoda; Chromadorea; Rhabditida; Strongylidae.
AGGUUCAUGCUACGAGUGUGGCAACGCGUGCAGAAUGCACUCGACGCGGCUAUGGGCUUGGGGCCCAGAUUUCCACCAAUUGCGCCAGCGGUAGCGAUAGCAGGACCCGAUGCUAUCACAAGAAGUACUGGCGACUCGUACAGUAUCCAGGAUAUGAUCAAUGAUAUGCGGAUAUUGUUGGGUGUACCGAAACGCAAGACGCCGAAACCCAAGAAAAUAACUCGAAAAUUUUCCUAUACCCGGUUGUUGUCUCUCGUCAAAAAUCUUGUGACAUGUCCGUCGUGUGGGCAUUAUCAUCAAGCAGAUACUAUUUGUGGGCAUUGCUAUGAGAAGGUUCAUCAACUCACCAACGAGAUUAAGCGAAAGAUGAUGUCGUACAAUCCAUACAAAGGCGAAAAACAAGACAAAGAGGUUUAUGUGAAAUUCGCCAACGAUGAAGUAGGUAACGGUGUACUUCAUGGAAAACGAAUAAUAGAAAUGGAAAAGGAACGGCCUACCUGGUUUAAAAAACUCUUCUAGGCAUCAAGUGAUAUAGGAAAACGAAAAUAUGA